Messenger RNA from Argentina anserina (silverweed cinquefoil), 1872 nucleotides. RefSeq lists its product as uncharacterized. The coding region runs from base 49 to 1872 and encodes 607 amino acids. The record is from RefSeq and is a predicted model, not a curated record. The transcript is spliced from 2 exons. Gene Ontology annotation, molecular function: protein binding. NCBI's taxonomy places the organism in Eukaryota, Viridiplantae, Streptophyta, Magnoliopsida, Rosales, Rosaceae.
GGGAGGGAGCAUGGUGGCUGCGCGACUCAGUUCUGUUUCUUCUGCGCAAUGAAAGAACCCGACUCCUUCAAGAGGAGAGCCACACUAGCAACCUGUUUCAAGCAACUGCCUCUCAGAGACGACCAAGAAAAUGUUCUGGUGCUGAGCAGCCUAUGGCACAUUGCUAUGACUCACCCUGAUGACCAAGAGUUCCCAAACCUGGGCAUAUUUGAGUGCAUGGCAAGGCUAAUCCACAAAGGCACCAAAGACCAGAGUAGUCGUUGGCUUCAGAAACACCAGAACAUAUACAUUCCUUACUACGCUGCUCAUGUCAUCGGUUCUUACACCAUGAACCGAGUCGAGUUUGCAGAAAUGGCAGUGGAAUCGGGUGUGAUAUCCCCGCUGCUCGAGCUUCUGAGAGGGAAGAUGAGCUGGGUGGAGCAACGGGUGGCUGUUCGAGCCCUCGGGCACCUUGCAAGCUACGAGAAUACCUUUAAGCUCGUUGCAGAUCAUGAAGAGGAGAUGGUGAAGUUAGCCAUGGAACUAGCUUCGACAUGUGUUGAUGUGGUGUAUGCUAGCUUUGUGGGAGUGAAGGAUAGAAGCAAAAGACCAAAAUACCACUGUGAUUUGGUUACACGAGGUGUUGGAGGUUUGGAGAUGGAGAACUCCAAGGCUGACGAAUGGGCUAGUCAACUUCAGUGCUGGUCUCUCUACAUCUUAAACUGCUUUGCUUGCAAACAAAGGCCUCUGGCUUUGAAACUUAUUUGCAAGCAAGAGUUUUUGAGAGAGUUGUGUAGCAUGUGGGGUGGGUUAUUGGCUAACCAUGAUUCCCCUGCUGGGAUUGGACUCAUUCGAAUAUUGUGUUAUAGUAAAUAUGGAAGGAGAAAAAUAGCUGAAUCGAAAGAGGUUAUCGAGCGCCUGUGUAAUUUGUCAAGGUCUUCAGAUGAUUGGCAGUACAUGGGGAUUGAUUGCCUUUUGCUACUUCUCAAAGACACGGAUACAAGGUACACGGUUCUUGACAUUUCAUCUUUGUUUCUCAUUGAUUUGGUUGAACUCAGAAGCCUUGGAGAUCAUAGAUCAAACUUAGGGGAAACAAUUGCAAAAACACUUCUUCUCGAUUACAAGCAAAGAAAAUUGAACAAGAACGAAACUUUUGAAGAGUUAUGGAGUUUGAUAGAGAGGAGCAAGAAAGAGAGAGCUUUGUUGUCUAGAGAAAUAUGGGAAGAAACAAUGGUUUUGGUGGAUUUGAUAAAACAAGAAGCAAAUCAUCUUUUUUGUAAAGGAGAAGUAGAGGAAGCUCUAAUCAAGUACUCUGAAGCAUUAGCUCUCUGCCCAGUAAGGCUGAGACAAGAGAGAAUGGUACUCUAUAGCAAUAGAGCUCAGUGUCAAAUACUGCUUAGGGAUCCAGAUUCCGCCAUUAGAGACGCAACAAGAGCUCUCUGCUUGUCACGUCCAGCUAACUCUCAUGGGAAAAGUCUGUGGAGAAGAUCACAGGCUUAUGACAUGAAAGGGUUGACAAGAGAAAGCUUGAUGGACUGUGUCAUGUUCAUCAAUGGCUGCAUCAAGUCUGAGAAGAGCAGUCAGAUCAGGGUCAAUAUUCCGUACUAUGCAGCACGGAUGAUCAGCAAACAAAUGGACGCAACGUGGAUUUUCGCCAGUGCCAGGUCCACCAUGGCAAUUAUUCAAGUUAAAGAGGUACAAAAAUCAGAAGGUGAUAAGGGUAACAAUGAAGGUGGUAAUCAUAACAAGCAAGAAAACCAUCAAGAAAUGAUGAAAGUUUUGAUGGCGAACAAAGGUCUGUCCACUAUUUUAGAAGAGCCUCUAGUGCAUAAUAUGGUAAAGGAAGAAAGUAGCAGAAGGAAGCAGGAAAGGGCAAAAGGAUGUAAAUUGUAA